AUGACUUCAACAUCUGGCACGGAUCCAUCCCAUACCCCAGAUAUCGUGCCCCCAAAUAAGGUGGCCAUCCCCCGAAUUGCUGGUGUCAAUCACGUUCAGAGUCGAAAGCGAUCAGCCCGUGCGUGCGAACCUUGUCGACACCGGAAGAUCAAAUGCGACGGAAUAAAACCAACUUGUGGACAGUGUGCCUAUCACAAGAGCCGUUGUAAUUAUGAAGAUAUCAAACGAAUUCGCGAUGCGAAGCAAAUCAAGUCUUUGGCAUCCAACGUGAAUCGUUACGAGAAGUUGUUGCGUUCUAUUGAAGGGGAAGUCGAUUCUCCUACAUCUCGCAAAAUCCGAAAGGCGCUCAAGUUCAACGAUGGAGAUCCUUCCGAACAAGCCGAAGGAGACCAAUCUGACUCCUCUGCGUCAGUGGGCUCGCUAGAAGCUGUUGAUGUAGUGGCCGAAGAUUUGAACCGUAACGAGAACACACGCGCAUCAGGAUUUUUCGGCAAGAAUUCUGAGGUUUCGUGGAUACAGCGACUUGAGAACACCACGCAAAGACCUAUCAAUGAUGUUAUGACCGGUUCUGGUAUGAAUUCCGUACAGCGAAACGAUGCGACAAAUGAUACCCCUCUUGCGACGAUGAACUAUCACUUGGAUGAUUUGGAUAUUCCCCCAGUGGACAGACAGUCGGACCCGAGUGUUAUCCCAGCGAGGGAAUUGGCUGAUGAAUACUUCAAUGCGUAUAUGAUCCUGGUCGAUCCGUUCUUUCAUGCGAUUCGCAAGUCGACUUUCACAGCGCAAUAUAUCAAUUUAUUCGAUCGACGGGCGGUGCCAUCACUGAAAUGGCUUGCGAUUUUGAAUAUGAUCUUUGCUAUUGGUUGUUGGCACUGUCGUCUGAUGAAUCAUGAGAAGAAUGAGAUCUAUGACAAUGAGGUGGUCUUCUUGACGCGUGCGCGACAGUUGAGUUUGAAUGGAAAUACUUUGUUUGAGCAUACAACACUGCAACAGGUUCAGUUUGAACUUUUGAUCUCCUUAUAUCUGCUUUGUGAGGGCCAGUUGAAUAGGGCGUCGAAAUUCGCAGAUAUGGCUGUUCAUUCCGCAGUUUCACUCGGAGUGAACCUUCGGUUAGUAGAUGGCCGAGACUACGAUGAAGCGAAGGAGGCCCGCUGUCGACUAUGGUGGUCUAUCUAUUCCCUCCAGCAUCUCCUCUCGUCUAUGCAUGGUCGAGCUUCUAGCGUUGGAGAAGCUCUUUCUUCUUUGCACCUCCCAAUACCAGCCGAGGAGGAAUCAUUCAACCAUCCAGAUAUCAGUCGAUUGUUCCAAGAUGAGGAAGCCCGGGAGAGCGAUCUUUGUGCUAUGCUUUUCGAGAAGCUUUCCAAAUCCCACAGUUCUCCCGCAUGGACCCUAUCAGCACAGCCUUGUCCCUCCCUAUUCUUCCAUUAUAUGGUGGAUCUAGCCCUUAUCUCCCAAUCCGUCCUGAACAAGGUCUACAGCAUUGAGGGUAUACGUGAAGGGUCUACGCAGACAGAAUACCGAAUUCAGAAAUAUUCCAUCCGCAUGGACCGCUGGCUCACAAAGUUACCACCCUGCUACCAGUUCCAUCUACCCGAGGCAGGGCCAUGGCAUCUAAACCAUAGCAUGCUUGAUGAUGAGACAGCUCUUUUCACUCGUGAACGAGUCUGCCUCGCAAUGAGCUACUACUCUGGUCGUAUCACACUAAGCAGACCCUGUCUCAGUCUGAACUACUCCCGUAACCCGGGCUAUUCCGUCGACAAGUCCUCUCGAGAUAAGCUCCGUGCCGAGCUAGCUGCCCAGUGUCUCCAAGCAUCUUGCUCACUUAUCUCCAUCUUCCCCGAUAAAGUCGACAUUGCAUGGCUAGCUCGCGUGACGCCCUCAUGGGCCGUUUUGCAUUUCCUCAUGCAAUCUACCAUCGCCAUACUCCUUGGUCUAUCAUAUGGUUCCUUUGCACCGACAGAUUCGCAGAAUUUAUCAAAUAACCAUAUCCAUGCCAAUGCUCAUGGCCAGACAGAUGACUCCUCAGCCGGGGUAUCCGGAAUUCCGCACCCAACUCUUCUGGAAACGGAUCUGAGUACUGCAUUUGCGAUUUGCAAGAAGGCUGGUUGCUGGAUGUAUGCUAUGGCAUCUGUGGAUGCAGCUGCGAAACGGGCUUUCAUACUAUGUGAUAGUGUUGUCAGGAAGAUCGCACCUAGAGUCAACGUUGAUUUGAAUGGAUGGCCUAGUGUAGCGUUGUUGAUUGAUGAGAUGGGUGAUAAGGGUCGCGGUGAUGAUGAUCAUCCGAUUAUGAGGAUGGAUGAGUUGGAGGAACUAGUCGAUUUUGAGACUACUUUUAAUUCUGAAAUGUGA
Penicillium malachiteum is the source of this 2349-nucleotide messenger RNA. RefSeq lists its product as uncharacterized. Gene Ontology annotation, molecular function: zinc ion binding; DNA binding; DNA-binding transcription factor activity, RNA polymerase II-specific. Bases 1 to 2349 code for a protein of 782 amino acids. The transcript has 3 exons. NCBI's taxonomy places the organism in Eukaryota, Fungi, Ascomycota, Eurotiomycetes, Eurotiales, Aspergillaceae. Gene Ontology annotation, biological process: DNA-templated transcription; regulation of DNA-templated transcription. The record is from RefSeq and is a predicted model, not a curated record.